AUGGGAACCGUGCUCUCCCUGUCGCCCAGCUACCGGAAGGCGGCGCUGUUCGAGGACGGCCCCGCCACGGUGGGCCACUACACGGCGGUGCAGAACAGCAAGAACGCCAAGGACAAGAACCUGAAGCGCCACUCGCUGAUCAGCGUCCUGCCCUGGAAGCGCAUGGUGGCCGUGUCGGCCAAGAAGAAGAGCUCCAAGAAGGUCCAGCCCAACGUGGCGCGCCUCAACAACGAGAACCUGAAGAAGUCGCAGUCCUGCGCCAACCUCUCCGCCUUCGCCCAGGACCAGGGCACCCCGGCGCCGCCGGUCAAGGGCCCCGGCAACGGCCCCGGCAACAACAACAACUCCUCCUCCUCCGCCGCCGCCGCCUCCUCGGUCAAGAAGGCGGCGCCAACCGUUUCUAACACGGCGCCCGCCGGUACCCCCAAACGCGUGAUCGUGCAGGCCUCCACCAGCGAGCUGCUGCGCUGCCUGGGCGAGUUCCUGUGCCGGCGCUGCUACCGCCUCAAGCAGCUGGCGCCCAGCGACCCGGUCCUGUGGCUGCGCGGCGUGGACCGCUCCCUGCUGCUGCAGGGCUGGCAGGACCAGGGCUUCAUCACGCCCGCCAACGUGGUCUUCGUCUACAUGCUGUGCCGCGACGUGGUGCCCGGCGAGGCGGCCUCCGAGCACGAGCUGCAGGCCGUGCUGCUCACCUGCCUCUACCUGUCCUACUCCUACAUGGGCAACGAGAUCUCCUACCCGCUCAAGCCCUUCCUGGUGGAGAGCUCCAAGGAGGCCUUCUGGGACCGCUGCCUGUCCGUCAUCGAGCGGAUGAGCGCCAAGAUGCUGCAGAUCAACUCCGACCCGCACUACUUCACCCAGGUGUUCGCCGACCUGAAGAACGAGAGCCAGAAGGAGGAGGAGAGGAGCCGCCUGCUCAUCGGCCUGGACCGGUGA
Molecule: messenger RNA, 936 nt
Organism: Menidia menidia (Atlantic silverside)
Lineage: Eukaryota; Metazoa; Chordata; Actinopteri; Atheriniformes; Atherinopsidae
Source: the annotation of a GenBank genome assembly